Molecule: messenger RNA, 567 nt
Organism: Penicillium brevicompactum
Lineage: Eukaryota; Fungi; Ascomycota; Eurotiomycetes; Eurotiales; Aspergillaceae
Product: cysteine hydrolase family protein
Exons: 1
Coding region: 1-567 (188 amino acids)
Source: RefSeq, a predicted model, not a curated record
AUGUCAACCGUGCUUCUUAUCCUCGACGUCCAAAACGGGGUGAUCGACCGCCUGGAAAACACCAAGCCCUACCUCGAUCGCCUGGCAUCGACCGUCACAAGCGCUCGCAACGCAAACAUCAAAGUGAUACAUGUCGUGACUGGAUUCAGAUCAGGCUAUCCAGAGUCCAACCUCAACAACUCAUCUGUACCUGCUGUUGUUGCACGUGGUGAAUACCUUGAAGGGAGCUCCUCAGUGGAAGUCCACUCUUCCGUCGCACCAGUCAACAACGAACCAGUCAUUAUCAAGCGCCGUGUCUCGGCUUUCUUCUCUACGGAGCUCGAUAUGCUUCUGCGCUGCGCCAAGGCCGAAACGAUCGUUGUUGCCGGGCUCAUUACCAGCGGCGCCGUGCUGUCAACUGUUCGCCAAGCGAUGGAUAUGGAUUACCGUGUCACUGUUCUUGAGGACUGCUGUAUGGAUCGCGAUGAAGAGGUUCAUCGUGUACUGAUGGAGAAGAUCUUUGCGAAAAAGGCCCAGGUCAUUUCUGCGAGUACCUGGGUCGAGAGUCUUGAGGGCCUGAGAGUCUGA